GGGCCAUCGCGGCUGGAUCCAGCGCGAACAAUGCAGCAGAGAGAUAGAGUCCGCAGCCAUCUGGGCUCAAGGCCUGUGCCAGAGAGCGUUUUCGUCGUGGCCACCUUUGCUUCCUAAAAGCCGGUGCUUCGUCUGAUGGCGGCCGUCGAGUACGCGAAGCCCUCAUGCGAGACGGACGAAGAGAUUCAGGACCGUCUCGGCGCGGAUGGUGCCGCGCCCGAGGUGAGUUCGAAGAGGACGAGUCCAGCUUGGCGCGUCCUGGCGACGGUGGUCGGAGGCGUCUUGCUGCUCGCGGCGGUGGUGGGCGCUACCGCUCGUCGUCCAACGUUUGCGAUGGUUCCUCAUCGAGACAACGUACUUCGUGCACAGACGCGGCGGUCCACUCGUUUGAACAAGGUCUUCGCGCUGCACAUGGACCCUGGCUUCCCGAAGAUGGUGAGCUUGCAGGAGGCAGGCGAUGGUCACAGCAUUCAAGAUGACGUUGCAGGGGAAGAAGCGGCAGCAGGAGGGGGAGAUGGAGGGAUGGCUCCUCCGUUUGCUGACAUUGAUGGCGACGGCGAUGGGCUCAUGACCUUCCAGGAGCUCCAGGAUUUUCUACUGGCGCUGCCAGGGGUCACCCAAGAGAUGUGGGAUGAGCAACAGUCCUACGUCAAAGAGGAUUUCGAAUCCGCAGACGUGAAUAGCGACGGUGGCUUGGACGAGGAGGAGUUUGUUGCCGCGACCCAGCCCGGAGCCAAAUGCGCGAGCCACGACGAGUGUGACGACGAGUUCUGCUACGCGGGGCAUUGCGCCAGCUGCGACGACUGCCACUACUGUUGGGACGGAAUCGACGGCACGUGCGGCUCUUGUGGCGACGGCUUCCCGACAAAGGAGGACGACGCGUGCGAGAUUGACGGUUGAGACUCCGACGGGUUUUUUGCGAUGCUGGCAAUCAUUAUUUGAUGGUACCGCGUGCCGUUGCAGCCAUUUCUAUUCACGCUCACAGCUGCUUAUGUUCCCCCCUCUAUCAUCCAU
Molecule: messenger RNA, 1014 nt
Organism: Prorocentrum cordatum
Lineage: Eukaryota; Dinophyceae; Prorocentrales; Prorocentraceae
Source: the annotation of a GenBank genome assembly